Molecule: messenger RNA, 13848 nt
Organism: Thalassophryne amazonica
Lineage: Eukaryota; Metazoa; Chordata; Actinopteri; Batrachoidiformes; Batrachoididae
Gene: dnah5
Product: dynein, axonemal, heavy chain 5
Exons: 87
Coding region: 1-13848 (4615 amino acids)
Biological process (GO): microtubule-based movement
Cellular component (GO): dynein complex
Molecular function (GO): ATP hydrolysis activity; ATP binding; minus-end-directed microtubule motor activity
Source: RefSeq, a predicted model, not a curated record
AUGGAGCAAAAGGUGAAAGAGGAUCGUGAAGCUAAACGUGCCCGGCUGGAUGGAAGGCAUGACUACAUCCUCAGUACGGUGGGUUUCUGCUUGGGACUGGAGAAAGCCCAUGUGGAAGAAGCCAUACUGGAGGGGAAUCAGAUUGACCGAAUGGAGCAGUUCUUUGUGACUGAGGGUCUCCCACAUCUCAUGUUCUUCUAUCAGGACGUCCUGCAAACUGAGUCAGUGUCACAGACACCAGCACAUGGUUUCUCCCCACUCAUACCUAGUCGCAGCAGCAAGCCCAAAGUGUUUGUGACAGAUGGAAAGGAUGUGGCGUUAAUGGGAGUGUGUGUCUUCUUCACCAGACCUGACACUUCUAAGGCAGUCACCUCAGAGAAUAUACACAAGGAUGUAAAUUUCAAUAUGUUGGACACAACUGAUGGGGGUCUGUUGAAAAGUUUAGAGCAGCUGUUCUCUGAUGUCUUCAUCCCCGCACUGAGGAACAUGGACCAUGGUUGGGGAGAGCAUGCCAAUCCCCAGAACCAGGCUGUCAAACAGGAAUACUUAGCAUCUCUGGAAAACAUGGUGUCUGAUUUGGCUGGAGCACAGCAGAACAUGAAAAAAAUGGUGACCCUCAAAGAGUGUGACGCCAUUGACUGGGAAGUUUUCAAAUGUCCAUCAGAUUACACGGCUGCAGCUAACACCAAAGAGACCGUUGAAAAGGCAGAAGCCUGCAUGAAAGUCUGGAUUCAGCAGAUUGAACAGGUCGUAGCUGAGAGUGACCAGCUGAGAAAAGAAUCUGAUGAUCUUGGUCCUCGGGAUGAACUGAACUACUGGAAGGAACAAAUGACCUGUUUCAGCUACAUCCUGGACCAGCUGAAGAGACCGGACUUUAAAGUUGUUAUGGGUGUGCUCUUGAUGGCCAAAUCCAAACUUAUCAAGUCGUGGCGUGAACUGGACACCAGGAUCACAAAGGCAGUUAACGAGGCUAAAGACAACGUCAAGUUCCUCUUCUCCCUUGAGAAGUAUUGUGACCCGCUCUACAACUGUGAUCCUGUUGCGAUGGUUGGUGCAAUCCCAGGUUUGAUGAGUACAAUCAAGAUGAUUUACACUAUCUCUCGUUACUACAACACCUCUGAAAAGAUGACAUCACUUUUUGUCAAGGUGACAAACCAGAUGAUCACCGCUUGCAAGGCCUACAUCACUAAUAAUGGCGCUAAUUCAAUCUGGGACCAACCUGAGGAAGAACUGACCGACAAAGUAAAAGCUGCUAUCCACCUCAACCAGGAGUACCAGCGCCAUUACCAUAAGACCAAGAAGAUACUGGAACAGACUCCUUCAGAGAGACAAUUUGACUUCAGCAAGACGAACAUUUUUGGGCAGUUUGACGCAUUUGAGCGACGACUCAGGAAAAUCCUGGAAAUGUUCAACACCAUUUCAACUUACUCUGCUCUACAACACUCGAAGUUAGAGGGACUGGAGACUGCAGCAACCAGGUUUCAAGGUAUUGUAGCAAACAUGAAGAGGAAACACUACAGCUUCCUCAAUCAAAGAAGAACUGACUUUGAUCUGGACUAUGAUCAUUUCUGCAGAAGCACCUCUGAGCUCCACAAUCAGCUCAAGACUUUCAUGAACAGCACAUUUGAAAAAAUUCAAAAUACAAACAGAGCUCUGAAUGUGAUCAAGAAAUUUGAAAGACUGGGCAUCCCAGAUCUCGGGAUUGAGGAGAGGUACCAGCUCAUCCUGCAGAGUUAUGGUCGGGACAUUGACAUGGUGUUUUAUGUCUACACCAAGCAAAGAGAAGACCCACCUUUUGGCCGUACUAUGCCCCCAGUGGCAGGACGGAUCAAGUGGGCUCGACACCUGUACAGCAGGAUCCAGGGUCCCAUGGAUGUCUUUCAGCAGCAUUCAGGGGUUCUUUCUAAUCCAGAGGCAAAGAAGAUAAUCAAAAAUUACAACAGGGUAGCCACAGCCCUGGUGCAGUUUGAGAUCAUCCACCAUCUCAAGUGGAUGAAAAAGAUGGAAGCUGCAAAGGUUUGCCUGCGGGCCUCUCUGCUGGUCAGAUCUUCCAUGACAGGAGAGCUCGUUGUGAACCUUGACCCAGAGAUUCUUAUCCAAAUCAGGGAGACCAACUGCAUGCAAAAGUUGAAUUUGGAGGUCCCGCCCUUUGGUGCCUUGCUGCAGCUCAAAGAGGACACCAUCAAGGACACCUACAGCAAAUUACAGUUAAUGUUGAGUGAAAACUCCAGAGUGCGGGCAAAGAUUCAGAGUGCAUUUCAGCAGCUGGCCAUUCCACAUGUUGCCAAGGUGGAUGAGGCUAUACUGCCUGGUUUGACUUAUCUUAACUGGACAUCACUGAACACUGACAAGUACCUGAGCUGCAUCGACAAGUCUUUGGGGGAGCUGGAGCAGUUGAUUGACAGGGUGAAUGACUUGGUGGAGUUCAGGAUAGAUGCAGUUCUGUUGGAGAUGAUUGGAUCCACACUUUGUGUGCUCCCAGAGAAUGAUCCAGUCAACUGUGAGGAAUUUGUUCAGACCACCAGGGACCUUUGUAUAAAACAAGCCCAGAGUCUGCACACUAAGAGCUCACUGGUGGAGGAUGCCACAAAUGAAGUGAUCAACAUGCUGCUGGAGUUUGACCACAGUCCCAUACAAGAGAUGAAGAAAGUUGAAGAAGAAAGCAGCCCCGAGAGGAAAAAUGUGGACCACACUGAAAGUGAAGGUGAAGAUGAGACCAGUCUCUUGGGCAGAAACACUGUUCUUCCUCCCACAAGCGUUGGCCCUUCCUCUCCCUUGAUGAGGAGAAAGAAGAGGAGGGACCUACUGAAGGUCAUGGAAGAGGAAGCUCAGGAGCUGCUUUCCUACUUCAAUCACCGCAACGUCGAUGCUCUGUUCAGACUGACACGGAACACCCUGGAGAUGUUAUGCAAACGCAUCCACGCCUCUGCACUCAUACAUUACACAGCUGAGGACGAGUCACCAGCUCAAAAGCCUAUCUUCAGUGUUAAUGCGACUCUGUCCAUCCCCAACAUCACCAUAGUCCCAGCCCUGGAGGAUGUCCAGCAGGCUCUGAACCGGGCCGUUGAGUGUAUAGUCAGUGUCAACAAGGGAGUCAGACAGUGGAGUAAAGAAAGGAUCUCAAAGAGAAAAAUGAAUCAAAAACGGAUCGCCGCUCUGAAAGAGGAAAGUUCAGAGAGUGUCUCAGAGGAUGGAGCAACAACAUACAGGAGUUUGGCUGAUGGUACCAUCUCAGACAUUUCAGCUUCUGUGGCCCAGUCCACCCCAUUCCAAGCCACAAAUUACUACAAGACUGUGUCUGAAAACAAGGAAAUCAUCAUGCUGGUCUCUCUUCUCAGUACGUCCAUCAGCUCCACCAAAAAGGAGGUUAUGAGUGCGCUGCAGCGUUUCAGCUGUUACCAUCACCUCUGGAUAAAUGACCGUGGAGAUGCAAUACUAAAGUUCAUUGAGGGAAGCCCUUUGAUAUCAGAGUUUGAGAGUAGGAUUGUUUAUUACCGAAAUCUGGACCGAGAAAUUAACUCAGAGCCUGAGUACAUCACUGUGGGAGCGUUGGCUGUAUUUACAGCUGACUUAAAGAUGUCAUUCACUGUGGAAACUAAGAAUUGGAUGAAGGACUAUGGACUGUACUGCAACAAGAAAUAUCAUUCUGAGAUGGAGCAGAUUAUUGCUUUUAUAGAUGAAGCAGAAAAGAAACUGAAUCGACAGACCAAAGACCUGGAUGAUAUUCGCAUCGCCAUGGCAGUGCUCAAGGAGAUCAGAGAACGAGAAAUAUCUAUUGACUUUCAAAUUGGACCCAUAGAGGAAUCAUAUGCUAUUCUCAACAAAUAUGAGCUGUCAGUGGUGAAGGAAGAGGCUGAAACGGUGGAUGCACUGCGCUACAGUUGGGAGAAGCUGUUGUCACAUAGUGCAAAAGUGCAGAAUGAGCUGGUGGCUCUGCAACCAAACUUUAGAGGAGAGCUUGUGAGAAAUGUGGAGAGCUUUGUAGAAGAUUGUCAGUACUUCUACCAGGACUAUGAGAAGGAUGGUCCCAUGGUGGACGGCCUCCCUCCUCGGGAUGCCAGUGACAGACUCAUUAUGUUCCAGAAUCGAUUUGACAAUCUGUUCAGGAAAUACAUCACCUACACAGGAGGAGAGGAGCUCUUUGGACUCCCUGUUACAGAGCAUCCUCAGCUGUUAGAGAUCAAGAAGCAGUUGGCUCUGCUGCAGAAGUUGUAUGGACUUUACAACAGUGUUAUCGACACAGUCAACGGUUACUAUGACAUCCUUUGGGCUGACAUCAACAUUGAGCAGAUUAAUAACGAGCUGCUGGACUUUCAGGCGAGAUGUCGAAAGUUGCCCCGUGCCAUGAAGGACUGGCAGGCCUUCCAGGACUUGAAGAAAACAAUUGAUGACUUCAGUGAAUGUUGUCCACUGCUAGAGCACAUGACCAACAAGGCCAUGAUGGCACGUCACUGGAAACGAAUUACCGAGGUGACUGGACAUACCUUUGAAGUGGAGAGUGAGACUUUCAAGCUAUGUAACAUCAUGGAGGCUCCUCUGCUCAAGUAUAAAGAGGAAAUUGAAGAUAUCUGUAUCAGCGCAGUGAAAGAGCGAGACAUCGAACAGAAGCUGAAGCAGGUGAUCUCAGAGUGGGACAACAAGACUUUUACAUUUGCUAACUUCAAGACUCGUGGAGAGCUGCUUCUGAGAGGAGACAGCACAUCAGAGAUCAUUAGCAGCAUGGAGGACAGUCUGAUGAUUUUGGGGUCUCUUAUGAGCAACAGAUACAACACCCCAUAUAAAGCACAGAUUCAGAAAUGGGUUCAGAAUCUUUCCAACACCAGUGAUGUCAUAGAAAACUGGAUGACUGUCCAGAACCUUUGGAUCUAUCUGGAGGCUGUGUUUGUUGGCGGAGACAUUGCAAAACAGCUGCCAAAGGAAGCAAAGCGUUUCUCUACCAUAGACAAGUCGUGGGUGAAGAUCAUGAUGCGAGCCCACGAAAUGCCCAAUGUAGUGCAGUCGUGUGUGGGAGAUGAGACCAUGGGGCAGCUGCUUCCUCACCUCCUUGAACAGCUGGAGAUCUGCCAAAAGUCACUUACAGGCUACCUGGAGAAGAAACGUCUUUUGUUUCCUCGUUUCUUCUUUGUCUCUGACCCGGCCCUGUUGGAGAUUCUGGGUCAGGCGUCAGACUCCCACACCAUCCAGGCCCAUCUUCUCAACGUCUUUGACAACAUCAAAAGUGUCCGUUUCCAUGACAAGAUAUAUGACCGUAUUCUGGCGAUAUCGUCACGGGAGGGGGAGACUGUGGAGUUGGAGCGUCCUGUGACAGCAGAGGGGAAUGUGGAGGUUUGGCUAAAUGCUUUGCUGAAAGAAUCCCAGAGGUCUUUGCAUCUGGUGAUACGGCAGGCUGCAAUGGCCAUCCAGGAGUCUGGUUUCCAACUCAUGGAUUUUCUGCAGGCCUUCCCUGCUCAGGUUGGCUUGUUAGGCAUGCAGAUGAUGUGGACAAGAGACUCUGAAGAGGCUCUAACCAGUGCUCGAUUUGAUCGCCACAUCAUGGCCAAAACCAACCAAGUCUUCCUUGAUCAGCUUAACACACUGAUUGAUAUGACCACAAGAGACCUGGAAACUGUGGAGAGGACCAAGUAUGAGACUCUCAUCACCAUCCAUGUGCAUCAGAGGGAUAUAUUUGAUGACCUGUGUCGGCUGCAAGUCAAAAGCCCCAGUGACUUUGAGUGGCUGAAGCAGUGUCGUUUUUACUUCAACGAGGACUCAGACAAGACAAUCAUCAACAUCACAGAUGUGGGAUUUGUCUACCAGAAUGAAUUCUUGGGCUGCUCUGAAAGGCUUGUCAUCACACCAUUGACUGACAGGUGUUACAUCACCAUAGCCCAGGCUCUUGGCAUGAGUAUGGGUGGAGCCCCUGCAGGUCCUGCAGGAACGGGUAAGACGGAGACUGUAAAAGACAUGGGUCGCUGUCUGGGCAAGUAUGUUGUGGUCUUCAACUGUUCUGAUCAGAUGGACUUCAGAGGUCUGGGGAGAAUUUACAAAGGCCUGGCACAGUCUGGUUCGUGGGGCUGUUUUGACGAGUUCAACCGCAUUGAGCUCCCGGUUCUGUCAGUGGCUGCCCAGCAGAUUGCCAUCAUACUCACCUGCAGAAAGGAACGCCGCAAAAGCUUUAUUUUCACUGAUGGAGACACUGUGGACAUGAACCCAGAGUUUGGCAUGUUCCUUACUAUGAACCCAGGAUAUGCAGGUCGCCAGGAGCUUCCUGAGAACCUAAAGAUCAACUUCCGCUCCGUGGCCAUGAUGGUUCCUGACCGACAGAUUAUCAUCAGGGUAAAACUGGCCAGCUGUGGGUUCAUAAACAACAUUGAGCUGGCUCGCAAAUUCUUUACUCUCUAUAAGCUGUGCGAGGAGCAGCUUUCCAAGCAGAUUCACUAUGACUUUGGCCUUCGGAACAUCCUGUCUGUGCUGCGAACACUGGGGGCAGCCAAGAGAGCCAAUCCUAAUGACACCGAGUCCACCAUCGUUAUGAGGGUCCUCAGGGACAUGAACCUCUCCAAACUGAUUGAUGAGGAUGAGCCGCUGUUCCUGAGCUUGAUUGAGGACCUCUUUCCAGGCAUCCAACUUGAUAAAGCGGGAUAUCCUGAACUGGAGGCUGCCAUCAACACACAGGUUGAGGAGGCGGGUCUGAUCAACCAUCCUCCCUGGAAACUGAAGAUCAUCCAGCUGUUUGAAACUCAGAUGGUUCGACAUGGUAUGAUGGCCCUGGGACCUAGUGGGGCUGGAAAGACAACCUGUAUCCACUCUCUGAUGAAAGCUAUGACAGACUGUGGUCAGCCCCACAAAGAGAUGCGGAUGAACCCUAAAGCCAUCACAGCACCUCAGAUGUUUGGCCGACUGGAUGUGGCAACAAAUGACUGGACUGAUGGCAUCUUCUCAACACUUUGGAGGAAAACACUGAGAGCAAAGAAAGGGGAACAUAUUUGGAUAGUUCUCGAUGGACCAGUGGAUGCUAUUUGGAUUGAGAACCUGAAUUCAGUUUUGGAUGACAAUCGAACCCUCACACUGGCGAACGGAGACCGCAUACCAAUGGCGCCAAACUGUAAGGUGGUUUUUGAGCCGCAUAAUAUUGACAAUGCUUCUCCAGCCACCGUGUCACGAAAUGGCAUGGUGUUCAUGAGUUCUUCAGUGCUCAACUGGACUCCUAUACUGGAGGCCUGGCUGAAGAAACGUUCCCCUAAGGAGAGAGAGGUCCUUAAAGAGCUCUUCUCAGGCUCCUUCCCUGAAAUCUAUCAAUUCAGUUUACAGUCACUGGAGUACAAGAUGGACCUGCUGGAAGCCUUUGUCAUCAUGCAGUGCAUCAACAUGUUGCAGGGACUCCUACCACCACCAAAGGAGCAGGGUAGUGAGUUAAGCAGAACUCACUUAGAGCGGCUUUAUGUCUUUGCCCUGAUGUGGAGUACAGGAGCUUUGUUGGAACUGGAUCACCGAAAGAAGAUGGAGCUCUGGCUUAGAGGAAACAACACUGUCCAUCUGAAUUUGCCAGACAUUCCUUCUGACAGUGAAGACACCAUGUUUGACUACUAUGUCUCACCAGAUGGUCAGUGGAUCCAUUGGAGCACAAAAGUAGAUGAAUAUAUUUACCCAUCAGACGUAACCCCAGAAUACAGUUCCAUUUUGGUUCCCAAUGUGGACAAUGUUAGAACAGACUUUCUAAUUCGCACCAUCGCCAAGCAGGGCAAGGCUGUUCUGCUGAUUGGUGAACAAGGAACUGCUAAGACGGUCAUGAUUAAAGGCUACAUGUCAAACUAUGAUCCUGAAAUCCACAUGGGCAAGAGUGUCAGCUUUUCCUCUGCUACUACACCACUCCUGUUCCAGAGGACAGUUGAGAGCUACGUUGAUAAGCGGAUGGGAACCACUUACGGACCUCCAGCUGGGAAGAAAAUGUCUAUUUUUAUAGAUGAUAUCAACAUGCCUGUCAUCAACGAGUGGGGAGAUCAGGUGACUAAUGAGAUUGUCCGGCAGUUGAUGGAGCAAAAUGGAUUUUACAACUUGGAAAAACCGGGAGACUUUACCCAUAUUGUGGACAUUCAGUUCCUGGCAGCUAUGAUUCAUCCUGGAGGAGGCCGUAAUGACAUCCCGCAGAGGCUGAAACGGCAUUUCUCCAUCUUUAACUGUACCUUGCCCUCCAAUGCUUCCAUCGACAAGAUAUUUGGUGUGAUUGGUGAGGGUCACUACUGUGCUAAUCGUGGCUUUAUUGAUGAAGUCCGGUCCACCAUACCUCGCCUGGUGUCUCUGACUCGCCAUCUCUGGCAGUUGACAAAACUCAAGAUGCUCCCCACGCCUGCCAAAUUUCACUACAUCUUCAACCUUAGGGAUUUGUCAAAAAUCUGGCAAGGCAUGCUGAAUACCACUGCUGAGGUGGUGGGCUCCAUGAAGGUGUUGCUGACACUGUGGAAGCACGAGUGCAAACGUGUGAUAGCUGAUCGAUUUACCAUGCCUGAGGACAUCGAAUGGUUCGACAAGGCUUUGGCAAAGCUGGUAGAGGAGGAGCUUGGCAAGGAACGAAAGAACAUGGUGGACUGUGGCGUAGACGCCUACUUUGUUGACUUUCUACGCGAUGCACCUGAGGCUACAGGGGAAGAGCCAGAAGAUACUGUUUUAGAUGUACCGAAGAUCUAUGAGCCUAUUGAGUCAUUUGAGAGUUUAAAGGAAUGUCUAAACAUUUUCCUCACCCAUUAUAAUGAGAGUAUCAGGGGAGCUGGGAUGGACAUGGUUUUCUUUCAAGAUGCUAUGACACACUUGGUCAAGGUGUCGAGAAUAAUCCGGACACCUGGAGGCAAUGCCUUAUUGGUGGGUGUCGGGGGCUCAGGGAAACAGAGUCUGACCAGACUGGCUUCAUUCAUUGCUGGAUACACCAUCUUCCAGAUCACACUCACACGCUCAUACAACACAGCCAACCUGAUGGAUGACCUGAAGGUUUUGUAUCGGACGGCUGGCCAGCAGGGCAAAGGCAUCAGCUUCAUUUUCACUGAUAAUGAGAUCAAAGACGAGUCCUUCCUCGAGUACAUGAACAAUGUGCUGUCAUCUGGAGAGGUGUCCAGCCUGUUCACACGUGAGGAGAUUGAUGAAAUUCUCAAUGAUCUCAUUCCUGUCAUGAAGCGAGAGUUUCCCAAACGACCACCUACUAAUGAAAACCUGUAUGAGUACUUUAUGUCACGGGUCCGACAUAAUCUCCAUGUUGUCCUGUGCUUCUCUCCUGUUGGAGAAAAGUUCCGCAACCGAGCGUUAAAGUUUCCUGCACUGAUAUCUGGUUGCACCAUGGACUGGUUCAGCCGCUGGCCAAAAGAUGCUCUUGUUGCAGUAUCAGAGCACUUCCUGUCAGUCUAUGACAUAGACUGCUCCUCCCAGGUGAAAGGUGAGGUGGUCCAGUGCAUGGGCUCCUUCCAGGACGGCGUGGCAGAAAAGUGUGUGGACUACUUUCAGAGAUAUCGACGUUCCACCCAUGUUACCCCCAAAUCCUACCUUUCCUUCAUCCAGAGCUACAAGGUCAUCUAUCAAGAGAAAAGGUCUGCGGUUCAGAACCUGGCAGACAGGAUAAACACGGGUCUUCAAAAGCUAAAAGAGGCAUCAGAGUCAGUAGCAGCACUCAGUAAGGAGCUGGAGGUGAAGGAGAAAGAGCUACAGGUGGCCAAUGACAAGGCUGAUAUGGUGUUAAAGGAGGUGACAGUAAAAGCCCAAGCAGCUGAGCAAGUGAAAGUGGAGGUGCAGAAAGUGAAGGACAAGGCACAAGCCAUUGUGGACAGCAUCUCAGCUGACAAGGCCAUUGCUGAGGAGAAACUGGAAGCUGCUCGGCCAGCGCUUGAGGAAGCUGAGGCUGCACUAAAGACAAUCAAACCAGCAGACAUUGCCACAGUAAGAACACUUGGUCAUCCUCCUCAUCUCAUCAUGAUGAUCAUGGACUGUGUACUACUGCUCUUCCAGAGGCGGGUGAACCAAGUAAAGAUCGACCCAGAGAAAAAAUGCAUCACACCUUCGUGGCAGGAAUCCCUCAAACUCAUGACAGCUGGAAACUUCCUUGGCAGCCUGCAGCAAUUUCCCAAAGACUUAAUUAAUGAAGAAACGGUGGAACUUUUGCAGCCUUAUUUUGAUAUACCUGACUACAACAUCGAAACAGCCAAAAGGGUGUGUGGAAAUGUGGCUGGCCUGGCAUCCUGGACCAAAUCCAUGGCUGCCUUCUUCUCCAUCAACAAGGAGGUCUUACCCUUAAUGGCUAACUUGGCAGUGCAGGAGAAUCGUCUGACCAUAGCCAAUCUGGACCUGCAGAAAGCUCAGGCUGAACUGGAUGCCAAGCAGGCAGAGUUGAAUGUGGUUAAGGCAGGCUAUGAAAAGGCCAUGAUGGAGAAACAGGCGCUGUUGGAAGACGCUGAGCGCUGCAGACACAAGAUGCAAACAGCGUCCAGUCUGAUCAGUGGUUUAGCUGGCGAGAAGGAGAGAUGGACAGAGCAAAGCAAAGAAUUUGCUGUGCAAACCAAACGUCUCGUGGGUGACGUCCUUCUGGCUACUGCGUUUCUUUCUUACUGCGGCCCUUUUAAUCAGGAGUUCCGUGAACUCCUAAUGAAUGACUGGCGGCAGGAGUUGAUGCAGCGUCAUAUCCCUUUUGGCAGCGAACUCAAUCUAACCGAGAUGCUAAUUGAUGCGGCCACUGUCAGUGAGUGGAACCUACAGGGCCUCCCCAAUGAUGAUCUGUCUAUUCAGAAUGGCAUCAUUGUUGCCAAAGCUGCUCGAUUCCCGCUGCUAAUUGACCCCCAGACGCAGGGAAAACUCUGGAUCAAGAACAAAGAGGCCAAGAAUGACCUACUGGUCACCUCACUGAAUCACAAGUACUUCAGAAAUCAUCUAGAGGACAGUUUGUCUCUUGGACGCCCCCUGUUGAUUGAGGACAUAGGAGAGGAGCUUGACCCUGCCCUAGACAACAUCCUUGAGAAAAACUUCAUCAAGACUGGCACCACUUACAAGGUGAAACUGGGUGAUAAAGAGGUGGAUGUGAUGGAUGGCUUCAAGUUGUAUGUGACCACUAAACUGCCAAACCCAGCCUACACCCCUGAGAUCAGUGCCCGCACCUCCAUCAUUGACUUCACUGUCACCAUAAGAGGACUGGAGGACCAGCUGCUGGGUAGGGUCAUUCUCAUGGAAAAACAGGAACUGGAGAAUCAGAGAACAGAAUUGAUGGAAGAUGUGACAUCCAACAAGAGAAAGAUGCAAGAAUUGGAGGACAACCUCCUCUACAGACUCACCAGCACAAAGGGUUCGCUGGUGGAUGACGAGAGUCUGAUUACUGUACUCAGCAACACCAAGUGUACAGCAGAAGAGGUCACUCAGAAACUAUGCAUUUCUGCUGAGACAGAGGUUCAGAUCAAUGCAGCCAGAGAGGAGUAUCGACCUGUGGCCUCCAGAGGCAGCAUCCUGUACUUCCUGAUCACAGAAAUGAGCAUGGUGAAUGUCAUGUAUCAGACCUCUCUGAGACAGUUCCUGGGACUUUUUGACAUUUCUCUUAUGAGGUCCUCUAAAAGCCCAAUUACCAGCAAACGCAUCGCCAAUAUCAUUGAGUUCAUGACCUUUGAGGUGUACAGAUAUGCAGCACGGGGAUUCUACGAGGAGCACAAGUUUCUUUUCACUUUGCUCUUGACACUGAAGAUUGACAUGCAGAAUCACAAGGUCAAACACGAAGAGUUUCUCACGCUUAUUAAAGGUGGUGCAUCUCUGGACCUGAAGGCCUGCCCUGACAAACCAGCCAAAUGGAUUCUUGACAUGACCUGGCUGAAUCUUGUGGAGCUCAGCAAACUAUGGCAGUUCUCUGCUAUACUGGAUGAGAUAAAGCGUAAUGAAAAAACAUGGAAAUCCUGGUUUGAUAAGGAAGCCCCGGAGGAAGAGGACCUCCCAAAUCCAUAUGGCAAUAGUCUAGACUGUUUUAGAAAGCUCCUCCUUAUACGUUGCUGGUGUCCUGACAGGACCAUCGCACAGGCUCGAAAAUACAUAAUGGUUGUAAUGGGAGAGAAGUAUGCUGAAGGGGUGGUUCUUGAUGUGGAAAAUACCUGGGAAGAAUCAGAACCCCGUACACCUCUUAUCUGUUUUCUGUCAAUGGGAUCAGAUCCAACUGACUCCAUCAUUGCACUUGGAAAGAAGCAGAAAAUUGAGACUCGAUAUGUUUCCAUGGGACAAGGACAAGAGGUCCACGCCCGCAAGCUUUUGCAGAAGACAAUGGCUAACGGUGGCUGGGCGUUGCUCCAGAAUUGCCAUCUGGGUCUGAAUUUCAUGGAUGAGCUCAUGUACACAAUAAUUGAGACAGAGGUUAUCCAUGACAGUUUCCGCCUGUGGAUGACCACAGAAGUGCACAGGCAGUUUCCAAUAACCCUCCUGCAGAUGUCAAUCAAGUUCACCCACGAACCACCACAGGGCCUCAAGGCAGGGCUCAAGAGGACAUACGGAAGUAUAAACCAGGACAUUUUGGAUGUCAGUAACAUGGUGCAGUGGAAACCAAUGCUGCAUGCUGUAGCAUUUUUGCACAGCACUGUGCAGGAGAGGAGGAAGUACGGGCCUCUGGGGUGGAACAUCCCCUACGAAUUCAACCAGGCCGACUUCAAUGCCACCGUCCAGUUUGUUCAGAAUCACCUCGAUGACAUAGAUGUGAAAAAGGGAGUGUCAUGGAACACGGUUCAAUACAUGAUUGGAGAGAUUCAAUAUGGCGGCCGUGUGACUGACGACUAUGACAAGCGUCUUCUCAACACCUUCUCCAAAGUGUGGUUUACAGAAGAAAUGUUUGGAGAUAACUUCAAAUUCUAUCAAGGCUACAGCAUCCCAAAAUGCACCAGUAUUGAUCAGUACCUCACGUACAUUCAGGGUUUACCAUCUUAUGACACCCCACAACUGUUUGGUCUCCAUCCGAACGCAGACAUUACGUACCAGAGUAAGCUUGCGAAAGACGUGCUGGACACUAUCCUCAGUAUUCAGCCUAAAGACAGUUCAUCGGGUGGAGGGGAAACCAGAGAGGCUGUGGUGUCCAGGCUGGCUGAUGAUAUGUUGGAAAAACUGCCCCUUGACUAUGUACCUUUUGAAGUGAGGAAGUGUCUCCAAAAGAUGGGCCCAUUACAGCCCAUGAGCAUCUUCCUUCGUCAAGAGAUUGACCGGAUGAAUAAGGUCAUCAUUCUGGUCCAAAGCACACUGACGGACCUCAAGUUGGCGAUUGAUGGAACCAUCAUCAUGAGUGAGAAUCUGCGGGAUGCUCUUGACUGUAUGUACGAUGCACGCAUUCCUCAACGUUGGAAGAAGGCGUCGUGGGCCUCGAGCACCCUGGGCUUCUGGUUCACAGAGCUGCUUGAGCGUAACCGGCAGUUUCAAGCUUGGAUCUUUGAAGGGCAGCCCAAUUGCUUCUGGAUGACAGGCUUCUUCAACCCGCAGGGCUUCCUGACAGCCAUGAGACAGGGCAUUACACGGGCCAAUAAAGGCUGGACUCUGGACCGCAUGGUGCUAUGCAAUGAGGUAACCAAGUGGAUGAAAGAUGACAUCACCCAGCCCCCUAAGGAGGGAGUGUACGUCUACGGGCUCUACUUAGAAGGAGCCGGCUGGGACCGCCGCAACAGCAGACUGGUUGAAUCCAAACCCAAAGUUCUCUUUGAGAUGAUGCCUGUGAUCAGGAUGUACGCUGAGAAUAACGGUGAGUCAGAGUCCCGUUUGUACUCCUGUCCAGUGUACAAAAAGCCUGCUCGGACGGACUUGAAUUACAUCACAGCUGUCAACCUGAAGACAACACAGCCUCCAGAAGAAUGGAUCCUGCAGGGUGUGGCACUGCUGUGUGACAUCAAAUAA